AUGACGCCAGUAGCUCAUAGCUCCAUUCAGGUCCGCAAAGUGCACCACGCCCUCCCCCGCCCAGACGCGGAAGCUCCAACACCCGGCUCAAGCCUCGGCUCGCACCGUCCGUACAGCAUGGCAUCCCCCGCCGGCGUCGCCCAGGGCGGCGUCUGCCGUACAACAUGGCCGCCUACGGGCGCACCUCAGCCCCUCCCACCCAGCCACCGGAAGUUUCCAUUUGAAACCCAAGCGGCAGACCCGGCUGGCUGUGCGGCAGUUGCCGCGGAACGCCGUUUGAAUCCGAGAGACGAGGAUUGCGGGCAGGAGCUCCAGGCAUCUGGGGCCCAGCCUUGCCACCUCGUUGCGAUGACUGGCGUGGUUAAGACAAUGUACGCACUGCAACCCUCCUCGGUGUUGAGCAGCUGCCCGUCCGCAGACACACAAACUCGAGCCAAUUCUAAGAGCUUAUUACCUGUAAAGUCUAAAGAAGUUGAUGUUUCCAGAAUGCUUCAUUCAGGAGUUUCAGAAAAUGAUAUGAAAAUCAUCAAACCGAGAAGAGAGAACGGGCAGAUGAAAGCUGCAGAUACUGCCAUCAAGAAGAACAUUAAAAAGAGCAACAGACCACUGAGUAAGCAGAAAUCAGAGGAAGAGCUCAAAGAUAAGAACCAGCUCUUAGAGGCUGUCAACAAGCAGUUGCACCAGAAGUUGACUGAAACUCAGGGAAAACUGAAGGACCUGACCCAAAAGGUGGAGCUGCUGCAGAAGUUUCAGAACAACAGUCUGGCGAUUUUGGAGAGCAAGGGCCUCAUCCCAGACAGCGAAAUCCUGGCAUCACAGCAAGAACCCAGCGAGGAUCACGUGGACUCUCUGUUGCUGUUAGAAACUUUGCAAGAUGAACUGAAGCUUUUUAAUGAAACAGCCAAAAAGCAGAUGGAGGAGUUACAGGCCUUAAAAGUAAAGUUGAAGAUGAAAGAAGAAGAGAGGGCCCGCUUCCUAGAACAGCAGACUUUAUGUAACAGCCAAGUAAAUGAUUUUACAACAGCCCUUGAGGAAAUGGAACAACUAUUAGAAAUGUGAUAAAAAGCAAGUGGCCAGAUGGCUCUCUCUCGGGAAUUAACUCUCAGAAGAAGCCACUAACGACAUCUGCUGCUUGGCCAUGAUCAUCCCCAGAAUUAAAACAGUUUCUACAGUAGGAUUAAGGACAGUUUAUGCUGAAAUGGCAGUUCCUCCUUUAAACAAGAUUUCCCAACCUUCAGAUUAGUCAGCUCUCGAACCUCACAUGUACAUAACUGAGGUCUACAGGAGUGGGGCCUGGAAGCUGGAUCAACUUCUAGGCAACAAAGCAACAUACUGUUAGAACCUGGAGACUAAACCAGCCACAGUCAGAGGAUCCAAAAGGCCACAUUCAGAUGUGCGGGAAGAAACCCUCAGUUGUACAGUGAGGCACAGGUGCUCCACAGGAAACAUCUGAGGAGCUACGCAGCCGCCUUUGAAUUUGGAACACAUUGUGUCCCAUCCUGGUCGGACUCUAUACCUCACUGUAAAUGUUUUAACUUCAAGGUACUUGAAAUGGCUUAAUAAAUGGGGUGGAGGAAUAGAUAGCAGUAACACCUAC
Molossus molossus (Pallas's mastiff bat) is the source of this 1597-nucleotide messenger RNA. RefSeq names its product kinetochore localized astrin (SPAG5) binding protein (gene KNSTRN). Bases 1 to 1059 code for a protein of 352 amino acids. Gene Ontology annotation, cellular component: centriolar satellite; mitotic spindle; microtubule plus-end. Gene Ontology annotation, biological process: mitotic sister chromatid segregation; regulation of attachment of spindle microtubules to kinetochore; spindle organization. The record is from RefSeq and is a predicted model, not a curated record. Lineage: Eukaryota; Metazoa; Chordata; Mammalia; Chiroptera; Molossidae. The transcript has 9 exons.